GUUCCGCCUCCCGGCCCCGCUCCUCUCCCUGGAUCCGCAGCUGCACUGGCUCGGGCACGGCGCUUCCUCCGCGGUCCGGGCUCCGGACUGCGCCGCCGGUGUGGUCCGCUCUUCCUGCCCCAGCCCGGCCGGCCCCUCCGCGCCGUCCGUGGACGCGUCCCCGACAAAGGCCGCUGCCGCUGUGCCAACCAUAACAUUGAACUGCUCCAGUUACCUGCCCUUACCUGGCCGACACCCUCCUUGCCCUGAGCACACACCUGAUCGCUGACAAGGCUCUCUUCCUGCUAACGGGCCACCCAUACCUGUGGACUUCAAGGACCCCUGUGGGAGUCCGUCUUAGGAUAAGCAGAGUGUCCUGAAGAGAGAGAUACUUUCUCUGCUGUGAGAAUGUAAGAUGGAUCCAGAAGAGCAGGAACUAUUACAUGACUACCGAUACAAAAAUUACUCUUCAGGGAUUGAAAAGGCUUUAAGAAAUUUUGAGUCCUCCAGUGAAUGGGCGGAUCUCAUCUCUUCACUGGGCAAGCUCAACAAGGCUCUUCAGAGCAACCUGAAGUAUUCCCUGUUGCCACGACGGCUCCUCAUCAGCAAGAGACUGGCUCAGUGCCUGCACCCUGCCCUGCCCAGUGGGGUGCACCUGAAGGCCCUGGAAACCUAUGAGAUCAUCUUUAAAAUUGUGGGCACCAAAUGGCUGGCCAAGGAUUUGUUCCUGUACAGCUGUGGGCUGUUCCCGCUCCUGGCACACGCGGCCAUGUCGGUGCGGCCCGUGCUGCUGGGCCUGUAUGAGAAGUACUUCCUGCCACUGCAGAGGCUGCUCCUGCCCAGUCUGCAGGCCUUCACCAUCGGCCUGCUGCCCGGCCUGGAGGAGGGCUCGGAGAUCUACGACAGGACAGACGCCCUGCUCCUGCGCCUGUCCCUGGUGGUCGGCAAAGAGGUGUUCUACGCUGCCCUCUGGGGGAGUGUGCUGGCCAGCCCGGCCGUCCGCCUGCCCGCCUCGCUCUUUGUGGUCAGCCACAUCAGCAGGGACUCGCCGGGCAAGGAGCAGAAGCACAUGCUGGGGACGGACCACCAGCUCACGGUGAAGGCUUUGUGCGCAUCACUGUUGGAUUCCAAUGUUCUGGUGCAGAGAAACACUCUGGAAAUAGUUCUCUUCUUCUUCCCGCUGUACACCUGUCUGGAUUCCGAGGAGAGAGCCAUCCCCCUGCUCAGACCUGACGUAGUGCGCAUCCUGGCCGCUGCCGCCCAGACCCUGCUGCGGAGAGACAUGUCUCUAAACAGACGGCUGUACGCGUGGCUGCUAGGUUCAGACAUCAAAGGAAAUACCGUCAUGCCAGAAUCCGAAACCUCAAGUUCUUCCCAAGACCAGUCCUCGUAUUUUUUUGAAAAAUAUUCCAAGGACCUCCUAGUUGAGGGUCUGGCUGAGCUGCUGCACCAGGAGUUCUCAGACGCCGACGCAGAGGAACGCCACGCCGCGUACCUGAGGCCCUUCCGCAUCCUCACCAGCCUGCUGGACAAGCCGGAAAUAGGGCCUCAGGUGGUUGGGGAUUUGUUUCUCGAAGUCAUCCGGGCCUUUUAUUCCUACUGCAGAGACGCGCUUGGCUCCGAUCUCCAGCUUAGCUACACGCAGAGUGGGAGUCUGCUGACCAGUACAAUAAAAGAAAACAGAAAUGCCUCUGAGAUUGUUAAAACGGUGAAUUUGCUGAUCACUUCCCUCAGCACAGACUUUCUCUGGGACUACAUGACGAGGCGUUUUGAGGAUUGCUUUAGACCAGCGAAGCCGAGGCCCGCUGUGGAGAAGAGCGUCAGCCCUGCCCCCACGGCCUCGGAGCUCUGCACCCUCCUCGUGUUCCUGCUGGACGUCAUUCCCCUGGAGCUGUACUCUGAGGUGCAGACCCAGUACCUCCCGCAGGUGCUCGCCUGCCUGGUGCAGCCUCUGGCCGAGAACGUGGAGGCUUUGAGCUUGCCCGAGCUCACGCACGCCCUGAAGGCGUGUUUCAAGGUGCUCAGCAAGGUGCAGAUGCCGCCUUCCUACCUGGAUGCAGAGGCCAUGAGCGGAAACGCGAGUCCAGUAAAAGGUGAAAACGACCUAAUUUUAGACACAAAGGCUGUAAUCGCAGGUGAUGAAGAUGCUUCGUUUCCUGCACUGAAGUCUGAGGACAGCGGGAUCGGGCUCAGUGCGUCGUCGCCAGAGCUCUCGGAGCACCUGCGGGUCCCCAGAGUCUCCCCGGAAAGAGACGACGUCUGGAAGACGGGCGGGAGUAUGCAGAGGACGUUCUUUUGCCUCCAAGAGCUGAUUGACAACUUUGCGCACAAGCACAUCUUUGGGGUCCAGCUGACGGCGUCCGGAGAGGAAAGCAGGGCCGCGGAGCCCACAGGCCAGCGGGACGGGGCUGAGCCUCGGGGCCCAGAGCCCAGCCCCCGCGGCAGGAAGAACUCGUGGGACGCCAGGCCCAUCAGCGUGCCCCAGUUUAAGCAGAUGCUCUCAGACUGGUUCACGGUUCGAGGGUCUCCAUUUAAGACCAAAAAUGUGGAGGCACCAUCACCUUUGCCCAGCAGCCCCGGCCAGACAAAGGGAGACUGGGCCGUGGACCAGGUGGUCCCUGACCUGGGCGGCUCCAGCGAGGCCUGCAGGGAGGCCUUUGCCGCCGCCUGCCACCUGCUGCUGGACUGCGCCACCUUCCCCAUCUACCUGUCCGAGGAGGAGACGGAGCGGCUCUGGGAGACGCUCUUCCAGCCCCCCGGGGCCGGCGAGUCCAGUUUUCCCGCGUGGCUGAGAUCCCUCAUGACCAUUUGCUGCUGUGGGACUGACUGCUACCUCCAGAAUGUGGCCAUCUCCACGCUGCUGGAAGUGAUAAACCACUCCCAGUCCCUCGCUCUUGUCAUCGAGGACAAGAUGAGGCGCUAUAAAAGCUCUGGGUACAGCCCGUUUUUCGGCAAGCUGCAGAUGGUGACGGUGCCUCCCAUCGCGCCAGGAAUCCUGAAGGCCAUCGCCGAGAAAACGGACUUCUAUCAGAGGGUGGCUCGUGUGCUGUGGAACCAGCUGAACCAGGAGACCCGGGAGCACCACGUCACCUGCGUGGAGCUGUUCUACCGGCUGCACUGCCUGGCCCCGACGGCCAGCAUCUGCGAGGACAUCAUCUGCCACGCCCUCCUGGACCCCGACAAGGGAACCAGAUUGGAGGCUCUGUUCAGAUUUUCUGUCCUCUGGCACCUGACUCGGGAGAUCCAGGGCAGCCGAGUGACAUCACACAACCGCUCCUUUGACAGGUCCCUGUUCGUGGUGCUGGACAGCCUGACCUGCACGGACGGUGCCAUUGGCGCGGCGGCCCAGGGCUGGCUGGUGCGGGCACUGUCUCUCGGGGACGUGGCACGCAUCCUCGAGCCCUUGCUCCUGCUGCUGCUCCAGCCCAAAACCCAGCGGACUUCCAUUCACUGCCUCAAGCAGGAGAACUCGGCGGAAGACUUGCAUCGUUGGUUUAACAGGAAGAAAACCUCUUUCAAAGAGGCAUGUGGCGUGCCCGAGGGCAGCUCGGAGGAAGGCGUGCCUCUGAACCAGUUCACCACCGUGGACCGUGAGGCCAUCUGGGCCGAGGUGGAGAAGGAGCCAGAGAAGUGCUCACCGGGAAGCCAGCUGAGCGAGGAAGACCUUCCCUACUACACGGACCUUCUGGACAGAACGGCCCGAGAUGCUCCCGACAGCAGCGAGCACACCGAGUCCGCAGACACGAGCUCCGUCCACACAGACAGCGAGAACACGUCCUCCUUGUCCUCCCCCUCCCACGACCCACAGGAGCUGAGCAACGAAGAGGGCUGCUGUGCGCCCAUCCCCACGGGCGGCAGGGCUUACCCCCGGCCCGCAGCCUUCCUGGCGGAGAGUUUCAAGUCCAGUGCCAAGUUAAGCUUGGCGCGUGUGGACUCGGACAGGACCCAGGCCUCCGAGUCCUUCUCCAGUGACGAGGAGGCCGACGCGGAGCUCCAGGCCCUCACCACGUCCCGGCUGCAGAAGCAGCAGCGGGAGCGGCAGGAGAUGAUCGAGGCCUUGUUCAAGCACAUCCUGCUCUACCUGCAGCCCUACGACUCCCGGCGGGUCCUCUACGCCUUCUCCGUGUUGGAGGCCGUGCUCAAAACCAACCCCAAGGAGUUCAUCGAGGCCGUGUCCCGGACCAGCAUGGACACCAGCUCCACCGCGCACCUCAACCUCAUCUCCAACCUCCUGGCGCGCCACCAGGAGGCCCUCGUGGGCCAAAGCUUCUAUGGCAAACUCCAGACCCAGUCCCCCAACGUGUGCCCCCACUCCCUGCUGAUCGAGCUCCUCACCUACCUGUGCCUGAGUUUCCUGCGCAGCUACUACCCUUGUUACCUAAAGAUCUCCCACCGAGACCUGCUUGGCAACCGGGAUGUCCAGGUCAAAAGCGUGGAGGUUUUGAUUAGGAUCAUGACGCAGCUGGUCGCUGUGGCCAAGUGCACGGAAGGGAAGAGCGUGGAGUUCAUCCGCAGCCUGCUGCAGAGGUGCAAGGUGCAGGAGUUCGUCCUGCUGUCCCUGUCGGCCUCCAUGUACACCAGCCAGAAGCGCUACAGCCUGGCCACCACGGAGCGAGGCCGGGCCCCGCGGGAAGACUGCCUCUUCGAGGAGCAGCUCAUCAACUUGGGCCAGGACCAGAUCUGGAGUGAGCACCCGCUGCAGAUCGAGCUGCUGAAGCUCCUGCAGGUGCUGAUCGUCUUGGAGCAUCACCUGGGCCAGGCCCACGAGGAGGCUGAGCACCAGCCAGACCUGUCGCGGGAGUGGCGGCGGGCCCUGGACUUCCAGCAGGCCAUCGGCGCCAUGCAGUACGUGCAGCCGCACCCCCUCACCUCCCAGGGGCUGCUGGUGUCUGCCGUGGUGAGGGGCCUGCAGCCGGCCUAUGGCUACGGCAUGCACCCGGCCUGGGUGAGCUUGGUCACGCAGUCCUUGCCGUACUUCGGAAAGUCCCUGGGCUGGACAGUGACACCCUUCAUUGUCCAGAUUUGUAAAAACUUGGACGAGCUGGUCAAACAGUAUGAAAGCGAAUCAGUGAAGCUCUCUGCCAGCAUCACCGCCAAGAGGGAAAACAUCGCUCCGGAUUACCCACUCACCCUUCUGGAAGGUCUGACAACCAUCAGUCAUUUUUGUCUUUUGGAACAACCCAACCAAAAUAAAAAGGCCGCGGCUGUGAGUGACCCCACCAGCCUGAAAAACGCCAAGAACGCCAUUCUGGAGGAGCUGCCUCGCGUCGUGAACACCAUGGCCCUUCUCUGGGACGUGCUCAGGAAGGAGGAGGCACAGAGGAGGCCCGUGGACCUUCUGGGAGCCAUGAAGGGGUCCUCUUCCGUUUAUUUUAGGACCACCAAGACCAUACGCCAAAAAAUUUUAGACUUCUUGAACCCCUUGACGGCCCACCUCGGAGUGCAGCUGACGGCCGCCGUGGCGGCGGUGUGGAGCAGGAAGAGAGUGAAGCGGCACAGUAAGGUGAAGAUAGUCCCUGUGGCAAGCGCGUUCCAGCUCACCCUCGUCGACCUGAUGUGUGCACUCAGCACCCUGCAGACAGACACGGUGCUGCACCUGGUGAAGGAGGUGGUGAGGAGGCCGCAGAUCCGGGGGGACCAGAAGUCGCCGCUUGUGGACGUCCCUGUGCUGCAGUUCUGCUAUGUUUUCAUCCAAAGGCUCCCAGCGACAACCUUGCAGGAGAACUUCCCCUCGCUGCUGGGCGUGCUGAGGGAGUCUGCGCAGCUGAACCUGGCCCCCCCGGGGUACUUCCUGCUUCUCAGCAUGCUCAACGACUUUGUGACACGCACGCCCAGCCUGGAGAGCAGGAAGGAUCAGAGGGACCUGCAGGAAGUCACUCAAAAAAUCCUGGACGCCGUGGCGAACAUUGCUGGCUCUUCCCUAGAACAAACCAGCUGGCUGAGCAGAAACCUGGAGGUGAAGGCGCAGCCUCAGAUCGCCCUGGAGGACUCAGACGCCGAGGAGGAUGUGUGCGCAGAUGCUGCUGCCGCUGCUUCGGCCAUGGUGUCCGCGUCCGCCCCCUCGGUGUACAGCGUGCAGGCCCUCUCUCUGCUGGCGGAGGCCCUGGCGUCGCUCCUGGACAUGGUCUACCGCAGCGACGAGAAGGAGAAAGCCGUGCCGCUGGUCUCCCGCCUGCUCUACUACGUGUUCCCGUACCUGCGCAACCACAGUGCCUACAACAUGCCCAGCUUCCGGGCGGGCGCCCAGCUGCUGAGCUCUCUGAGCGGCUACGCCUACACGAAGCGGGCCUGGAAGAAGGAGGUGCUGGACUUGUUCCUGGACCCGGCGUUCUUCCAGAUGGACACGGCCUGUGCGCAUUGGAAGUCCAUUAUUGACCAUCUUCUGACUCAUGAGAAAACAAUGUUUAAAGAUUUAAUGAGCAUGCAGAGCAGUUCCUUAAAACUGUUCCCAAGUUUUGAGCAGAAAGCCAUGCUGCUAAAGCGCCAGGCUUUUGCUGUCUUCAGUGGCGAACUCGACCAGUACCACCUGUACCUUCCCCUGAUACAAGAACGCCUGACAGACAAUCUCAGAGUUGGACAGACACCCCUAGUUGCUGCUCAGAUGUUUCUUUUUUUCAGAGUUUUGCUGCUAAGAAUAUCUCCCCAGCAUUUGACUUCCCUGUGGCCAAUAAUGGUCUCUGAAUUAAUUCAGGCAUUCAUACAGCUGGAGGACAAUCUGAAAGAGGAUGAGGAAUCAUUGAGAAACAGCAAUAAAAUCAACAAAACAAAAGUUUCAGUUCCUGACGGAAAUGGGCCCUCAAUGGGGGAAAUGCCCCAGAACGAACUCAUCUUCUAUUUAUCAGCUUGCAAAUUCCUGGACACGGCACUUUCUUUUCCACCUGACCAGAUGCCCUUGUUUCAGACGUACAGGUGGGCGUUCGUUCCCGAAGUGGACACAGAGGGCCCCGCCCUCCCGGCAGAGCUGGAGGAGGGUCAGCAGGAAUGCACGCCCCACACCGUGAGGAUUCUAGAACGUCUAAAGUUAAAAUACGGGGAAAUCAGCAGCUCUGAUGAGGUCACCACGCAGAGCGGAUUCCCUCUUCUGCGCCAACACUCGGUGUCCAGCCUGAGGCAGCUGGUGCCGUUCUUCACGACGCUAAACUGUGCUUUUAAAGCCCAGAGCAAGCCGCCCGCGGACACCCGAGGUCCUCCCCUCCGGGAGGGCCCUGUCAUGGACAGCCCGAGGGUCUUGAAACAGCUGGAGGGGUGUGUGGAGUGCGAUUUUCUGGAGCAUCUGGAAUGUUAACCUCCGAGACAACUGGUUUCGUCCUUUACUGAGUCUUCAGCGGAAGCGGAUUCUGCACAGGGAGCAGCCAGGCAGGCUUUGCAGACACGCUAGUCCGCUGGGAUGCGGACUUCAGGUCAUUUCCUGCUGAGCAGCCAGUCCACUUCCCCAAAGGCCUUGUAAUAUAUGUGGAUUGAAUUAUACGUUUCUUCCUCAAUUUAUGUAAAGAAAAUAAAGUUAAUAUAUCAUCUAA
Myotis daubentonii (Daubenton's bat) is the source of this 7496-nucleotide messenger RNA. It is a transcript of the gene DOP1B, whose product is annotated as DOP1 leucine zipper like protein B. Gene Ontology annotation, cellular component: trans-Golgi network; endosome. NCBI's taxonomy places the organism in Eukaryota, Metazoa, Chordata, Mammalia, Chiroptera, Vespertilionidae. Gene Ontology annotation, biological process: Golgi to endosome transport. The record is from RefSeq and is a predicted model, not a curated record.